This is a messenger RNA of Lentinula edodes (shiitake mushroom), 1983 nucleotides long. RefSeq lists its product as uncharacterized. The coding region runs from base 1 to 1983 and encodes 660 amino acids. The transcript is spliced from 5 exons. Gene Ontology annotation, cellular component: small-subunit processome; nucleolus. Gene Ontology annotation, biological process: maturation of SSU-rRNA from tricistronic rRNA transcript (SSU-rRNA, 5.8S rRNA, LSU-rRNA). The record is from RefSeq and is a predicted model, not a curated record. NCBI's taxonomy places the organism in Eukaryota, Fungi, Basidiomycota, Agaricomycetes, Agaricales, Omphalotaceae.
AUGGCCAUUCGUCCACAGUCGUAUCUUCCACUGCCUUCCGUCUCAACAAAUGAAUCAUCGGGAUUGUCAUGGCAUAAAGGCUGGCCUGUUUUUGCCUUCAAGCGCUCAUUCGUUUUCGGACGCAAGAGAAGAAACUUCGUUCUACUCGUCCUCUUUGGUUCUAUCAUCCUUUUCUUUUUCACGCUGAAAAACACCUUCGACUUCGAACGUAUAAAAAACAAUUUGCCGUUCACUGCGUAUCCUCCGACACUUGUCUAUCGAAGAGAAGACCUCCAGAGAAUAUGGGCAUAUGAGAUAACGAGCGGCCACUAUCCGAGCACCAGGUCUGUACCACAGCAGAUCGGAUUGAAGGAAGUUCUCAAUCCAGGGCUCCCUCCACGCCAAACUGACAGCGAAGCUCGUGGUCAAGUGAUACAGGGCACAGGCUUUCUACGUGUAUACCCAGAGAUACAACAUGGGAAUCUUUCGAUAGCCUUUCCUCCUCGACCGGCUCCGGGAAGCAUUGCGGACAUGGAUGUUGUCAUGCGCCAUUGCGAUUUCUCAAACCAAAAGUUGGUCCGUGACUGUAUAGAAGUACUUCGCGUAGGGGCAGGCUUAGACAACGGGAAUAGACUCCGAAGAGAAAAUCUGGACGACUGGAAGUACAUCUACCUUGAACUCAGUCAAGACUCCUCGAACCAUACUCAUACCCGCUCCCCGGCCAUGGCGCAAUUUGAUUCCUCUCCUGACAUUCUGCCCAAGGCGGGUAGCGAGUUGGAGUUUUCACCCAUUAACCUACCACCGCCUUCAUCUCCUCAUUCGCACUCCGAUCCGUCGACGGCCUGUGAUCCAGAUUACCCUCGGAUAUUCCAUAUAUACUGGACGGGACCGUUCACAGAUAAACCUUAUAUGGCAAUCCUGUCAUUCCUGUACACACAGAAUACGGGUCUGCAUUCAAAUGAGCCGCCAAAGGCAUGUAGGCCCGUUUUUUGGGUGUGGAUCAAUCCAGUCUCUGCGGCUUCUAUUCCUGACCCAAAUGCUACCAGUAAAAUGUUUGAGGAGCUUCAAUCAAAUCCUUGGGCUUCGCCUUUCCUUCAUGAGAGAUUCAAAGACGUUUUACAGUUCAAACUCUGGAAUACCACAGAGCAACUAGACGCUAUACCGGAACUGCGCAAUGACUGGAGAAAAAUGCCUACUCUCUUCAACUCUGGGGGGCACAUUGUCAAUGUUCCCCCGGAAGACUAUAACGGUGGCAAAAAUACGGGCAAUAAGUCUGACGAUAUGUUCCAUCGCGAUGGCUCAAAGUCUGCAUCCUCAUAUGAUCGUCUGUCCGUCAUUCUUUCUGAUAUGGUACGCUUUGUACUGUGUCAUCGUUUUGGCGGUAUAUACCUCGACGCCGAUACAAUACUCCUUCGUGACUGGGAAGAAGUUUGGGGUUGGAGAGGUGCCUUUGCCUAUAGAUGGUCCCGGUUAACGAGGUAUAACACAGCUGUAUUACACAUGAACAAAGGCUCUGCCCUGGGCACAUUUCUUUUUCGCACCGCGCUAAAGAAUAAUCUAGAUUUCCACCCGAUGACAGUUUCUCGAUAUGUGAAUGACGCGUAUUUAGAUGGGCUUCUUCUUCAACUCCCAGAUGCAUUAUUUGAUUCAGCGUGGCUGAACACAGAGAACUAUCAACGAGACCGACCUCCACAACCUUUUUUCAAGGCGUUUGAAGAUUUUUUCGAUACCCCUGCUGUGAGCAGUGCCGCCCCGCUAGCCCUGGGAUUCGAUGGCUUUUUCAAGGGGGCCUUCUCGUAUCAUUAUCAUAAUUUCUGGUGGAAGCCGUUCGAUCCUUCAAGAAAUUGGCCCGAUUUGGGAAGACGAUUCUCUGCAGGAGAGGAAGCAGCUCAUGAAGACAUAUUUACUAACGAUCUUGGCUGGUCUGCAGUCUUGAAGCGGACAUUCGAAUCUUAUAUACGUGGGGAGCGAUGUAAUUUAUAUGGCGAAUGGCUGCUGUACUGA